UCUGGAUACCCCGAUAGGCACUACUUGAAAAUAUGAAGGCUAUACUGUGUGUACUUCUGGUGGCCGCCGUCUCCGUUUACGGCGCUGAAGAGAAAAAGAAUGAGAAACGAGGUCUUCUGGGACUCGGCUAUGGAGGCGGCCUUUAUGGAGGACACGGAUUGGGCCUGUACGGUGGCCACGGUCUGAGCAUCGCCUCAGCCCCCAUCGUCAGCCAUAGUGUCGCCAUUCCCGCCCCCGUGAUCAGCCAUAGCAUCGCAUCUGCACCUAUCCUGGACCAUGGCCUCAUCGGUGGUCACGGUCUCAUCGGUGGUCAUGGCCUCAUCGGUGGUCAUGGACUCAUCGGUGGCUACGGAGGACAUGGCUUGGUCGGAGCGCCUCUGCUAGGCCUCGGUCAUGGCUGGCAUUGAAACUUUCUGCAAUAUUUGCAAUUAUAAUCUUAUUCUGUAGAUUAUAUUUCAUAAAGGCAAAAAACUGUCAUUGUAAUUGAGCCCACCACCACGCGCGGCUCCCUCUGUGCCAAAUUAGCUCCUUCAGGUUUACAUGUACAAUUAAGUUGA
Messenger RNA from Vanessa atalanta (red admiral), 557 nucleotides. It is a transcript of the gene CPH32, whose product is annotated as glycine-rich protein-like. The record is from RefSeq and is a predicted model, not a curated record. The coding region runs from base 33 to 407 and encodes 124 amino acids. Lineage: Eukaryota; Metazoa; Arthropoda; Insecta; Lepidoptera; Nymphalidae. The transcript is spliced from 2 exons.